CGCCCCAAGAAUGGCAUAAGUUUAAAGAGAAAAAUACAAUUGUCAUCAUUUGCAGAUGAUGACCACCCAGAACACUGCAAGGAACACACCAAGAAAUUAAGAUGAACAGGGGGAGAAUUUAGCAAGAUAGCUAGUAACAGAUCAAUACACGAAAGUCAUUUCUCUACAUUAGCAACAGACAGAAAGAAAUAACCAAAAAGUUGCCAUACUGCUUACAAUUUUAUUUUAAAAGUCCAAGUCUCUAGGAAUAAAUAUAACAAAGACAUGCCAGAACUCUACAUGGGAAGAAUUGUUAAAAUUUUGCGAAAGGACAGCAACAAGAUGGAUGAGAGACAUAACAAGUCCAAGAUUAGGGGAUAAAAUGGGUGUGAAUUUGAAAACACUACCUGUCCCUGGGGUGGGUGUGGUUGGGAGGCACUUGGAUGUGUCACUGGAAUACACAAUGAAUGACCAUGCCUCUAAUUUGCUCUCUCUUUCUCUCUUCUCGUUUGAGCUGUGCCUGGUCAAACCCAGCAGUCCUCAGCCAGGACUUACCAACCCAUCCUGCCAGCAGCAUGAAGCCUGUGCUGUUUCUUCAACUUCUGCUGUUGAUUCACUUAGCACCUCAGCGGGUGUCUGGGAGUCCCAAGCAACAUUUUAUGAGGAGCAUCUUGGAACCGCCACCCUGCAAAUCAGACCCUGAAAAUUGUACUCAUUUCUGUACAUUGCAGGAAGACUGCCAUAAAGGAUUUCAGUGCUGUUCUGCCUUCUGUGGGAUAGUCUGUACUCUAAACAUAAAUAUAAACCAUGACAGGUAAGGGGAUUCUCAUUCCCAGUUCUGAUCCAGCUGCCAUUUGUGAAUUCAACAGAAGAGUCUCUUACCAGCCCCUACAGUGGAACUAUUUUUUGAACAUUCACCUUCUCUUUACCAACAAUAAUUUCCUUAAAUGUCCUGACAAAAAGAGCCUUCCUCCACUCCCAAACUUGUCUCUUCAUCACCACAUCUGUGAAUCUCUGAAUAUGCCUCUCUGAACUCACCCAAAAACCCAUCCACAGACCCUGCCUUGUCCCAGAAUCCACUUUUAUCCAGAAGCCUGGGACAUUAUAUCUGAAAGUCUCACCCAAAUCUCAAAGCCAAUCUGUUUUUUCUGGUUUUGCUUUCCCUCUUUCAUCCAAUACCAACCUUUGGCUCCCAGUGUUCCUGGGCACUGCACAUCCUCCAGCCUGAGCAAAACUUUGGUUAUUUGCUGAGGCAUUAACGCUGGCCCCAAGUCUGCUGAAUGGAAGUGCUUCCAGAGCAGAGAAAGGGCAUUAAAGAGCUAUGAGACAUCUGGUUUUCUAAUUCUAUCUUCCAACUAUGUCUUUCUAUGACCUUGAGCAAGACAUGUUUGCCUUUCCUAUGUUCGUCUUUGUUUUUCUCAUGCAUGAGAUAAAGACUCUUUAAUUCAGCCUUACGAGAUUGCUAUAAAGACCCACAAGGCAAGAGACUCAACCAGUGACCUUCUAAGCUGUCUUGUUUACUGCUGUAUUCCCUGCCCUGAGCACAAUACCCAACAUAGGACACAAGGAACAGAGUGAUGAAGUAGGGGCCCAGAGCCAGAUACCCAGACCCAAAUCCUGGCUCUAUCACCUCUUAGCUGAGUGAUCUCAGACAACUUAAUCAACCUCUCUCCGGGCAUCAGCUUCCUCAUCUUUAAGACUGGAACAAGACUGAGAUUAAAUUAGAUAACCCAUGCAAGCUCUAAAAACGUUACUCAUGACAGAUUAAUUACUCAGUAAAUUUUGCAAUUAGGCAACCACUUCUUUCUUAAGAGGUGGGCCUUUGCAGUGAAACUUCACAUGUUUCCAGGCUCUAAAGUGGAAUGCAGAAGCAUAAGUAAGACUUUUUGUUGUCACUUGGUUCUUUGAGGUUCUGCUUUCUCUAUGGCAGGAAAAUUUAGCUUUAUGGUCUAGUUUUAAUGAUGGAAGUAAUGGAAAAAUUAAAUAACUAUAUUUCUUUUUAAAAUUUUUUUAAAGUUCAUUUAUUUAUUUUGAGAGAGAGAGAGAGAAGCAGAGAGAAAAGGAGAGAGAGAAUCCC
Messenger RNA from Herpailurus yagouaroundi (jaguarundi), 2056 nucleotides. RefSeq names its product WAP four-disulfide core domain 13 (gene WFDC13). The coding region runs from base 447 to 797 and encodes 116 amino acids. The transcript is spliced from 2 exons. The record is from RefSeq and is a predicted model, not a curated record. Lineage: Eukaryota; Metazoa; Chordata; Mammalia; Carnivora; Felidae.